Schistocerca serialis cubense is the source of this 1497-nucleotide messenger RNA. RefSeq lists its product as uncharacterized. The record is from RefSeq and is a predicted model, not a curated record. Bases 39 to 1403 code for a protein of 454 amino acids. The transcript is spliced from 5 exons. NCBI's taxonomy places the organism in Eukaryota, Metazoa, Arthropoda, Insecta, Orthoptera, Acrididae.
UCAUUGCUCGCUCACAGCAGACCAUCGCAGCAGCAGCAAUGAGGAUCCUGGUGUGUGUGUACCUGUGCGGUCUGGCCCUCGCUGUCCUCGCUGAGGAGGAGCAGAAGGUGAAGACAGAGAAGAGAGGACUCUCUGGCUCCCUUGGUGGAUACGGUGGCGGCUUCGGUGGAGGCUACGGAGGCGGCUACGGUGGAGGCUACGGAGGCGGCUACGGUGGUGGCUAUGGAGGCGGCUAUGGAGGCGGCUACGGAGGCGGCUACGCUGGUGGACUCGGCGGCGGACUUGGAGGCGGCAUUGGAGCUGGCAUCGGUGGUGGAGCACCGCAGGUGACUGUCAACAGAGUCCCCGUCCCUGUCCCAGUGCCUGUGGAGAAUACCAUCCCGGUUCCAGUGCGCGUCCCAGUCACUGUCCCUGUGGAGCGGCCUGUUCCCGUCCACGUACCGCAGCCAUACCCUGUCCCCGUAGACAACCCUGUGCCCGUCCCCGUCAAGGUCCCCACCCCAGUGUCUGUCCCAGUACCUCAGCCCUACGUCGUUAAGCGUCCAGUGCCCUACGUCGUCAGCGCUGGCCACGGCGGCUUCGGCGGAGGUCUCGGCGGUGGUCUCGGAGGAGGCCUGGGCGGUGGUCUCGGAGGAGGCCUCGGAGGCAGAUUCGGCGGAGGCUACGGCGGCGGCUUCGGUGGAAGCUACGGCGGUAGCUUUGGAGGACUUGGGGGCUACGGAAAAUACGGCCACGUGUGCAUGUACCUGUGCGGUCUGGCCCUGUCAGUCCUGGCUGAGAAGCAGCAGGUGAAGGAGAAGCGAGGACUGACUGGCUCUCUUGGUGGAUUUGGUGGCGGCUUCGGUGGAGGCUACGGAGGCGGCUAUGGUGGUGGCUAUGGAGGCGGGUAUGGGGGCGGCUAUGGAGGCGGCUACGGAGGCGCCUACGCUGGUGGACUCGGCGGCGGACUUGGAGGCGGCAUUGGAGCUGGCAUCGGUGGUGGGGCCCCUCAGGUGACUGUCAACAGAGUCCCCGUCCCUGUCCCAGUGCCCGUGGAGAGGACCAUCCCAGUGCCGGUGAGAGUCCCAGUCACAGUCCCCGUGGAGCGGCCUGUUCCCGUCCACGUACCGCAGCCGUACCCUGUCCCUGUAGACAACCCUGUGCCCGUCCCUGUCAAGGUCCCCACCCCAGUGUCCGUCCCAGUUCCUCAGCCCUACGUCGUUAAGCGGCCAGUGCCCUACGUCGUCAGCGCCGGCCACGGCGGACUCGGCGGAGGUCUCGGCGGAGGUCUCGGAGGAGGUCUCGGAGGAGGACUCGGAGGAGGCUUCGGAGGAAAGUUCGGCGGAGGCUACAGCGGCGGCUUCGGUGGUGGAUACGGCGGUGGCUUUGGAGGACUCGGAGGCUACGGGAAAUAUGGCCACUAGAAAUCCACCUCAGUUAUAAUAUCUUGACCUGUACAUGCCAUCAGAUUCGUAUUAUGUACACAAAAAAAUGCUAAAUAAAAACUGAUGCAUCACA